Molecule: messenger RNA, 2381 nt
Organism: Diatraea saccharalis (sugarcane borer)
Lineage: Eukaryota; Metazoa; Arthropoda; Insecta; Lepidoptera; Crambidae
Source: the annotation of a GenBank genome assembly
AUUGUGUCAAUGUACGCGUCAUGCACUUGAUACUCAAACUAUACAGAUAUCGGAUAGCUGCAUAAUACAAUAUUUGUUUGUUCCUGAUUCUUGUUAUUGUUAUUUUUAAUAUUUUAGUCAAUAAUUAGAGCAUUCGCGUUCCGUUUGUCCGAAAGUCAGAACGUAUCCUGAUUUAGUCUGAAGCCGCCCUUGGUAGGAGUUGCACGCGUUACGUGAGCGACGACGAAAAUUAUCAUCGAGAGUUCGAAUUUUAAAAAAUUAAAAAUGUUGAGUUAACGUUAUUGUGGACAUUACUGUGUACAUCUGUGAAGUACUUGGAAUUUGGACGAAAUUAAUUUCACUAUAAUAUAAAUUAUUUGACAGGACCAACCGUACGUUAUGGCUUUCUGGAAGAUAUUCACAAUUAUAUGUGCUGUUUCCGUCUACGCAGAAUCAAAGUGGGACUAUCGUCAUAAGCGUGAUGACCAUACAUCUAUAUGCGAUCCAGUACAAAAUACUACAAAUAAGGUGCAAUGUUACUGUGGUCGUUUAAGCCAUCAUCCAGACCAAAUAGGCACCGCUGAAUGUUACCAGACCGCAAACAAUCUAAAUUUAGAUGACCCCAGUUGGGAAAAAUUCAAAAUAUUGCAAAACGUCAGUAGAUUAACACUGACAAACACAAGAGGGAUAGCUAUGAACUACAUUCCCACUAAUGCCCUUAAAUAUACCAAAGCUAUACUGAGAUUAGAUGUCAAAUAUUGUACUAUAGAGAAUUUACACUCAUAUGCUUUUGCUAAUUUAAGCUUGGUGGAAGAAUUGACGCUAAGAGAUAAUCAAAUAAAAAUUAUGGCAGUAAACGCAUUUUCUCAUCAUGCACGACUAAAAACUAUAAGUUUGGAUCAAAAUAAUAUUGCAGAAAUAAACAGAAACGUAUUUGUAGAUUUACCAUCAUUGGAACAAUUAUUUUUGACAGCAAAUAAAAUAACCACUAUUCAUGAUAAAGCAUUUGUACAUUUGGCAAAUCUCAAAGAAAUUGAAAUAGAUAAAAAUAAAAUUUUUAGCCUUAAUAGUGAAACUUUUUCUGGUUUGAGAAAUCUAGAGAAACUAGAAUUAAGCUAUAAUAAUCUAGAAGUCGUAGGAGACAACACAUUUGCACCUCUAGUCAACCUCCGAUUUUUGAAUUUAGGCUACAACAAAAUACAGAUGUUGGAUGAGAAAGCAUUCAAUGGAUUAUCGAGGUUACAAGUUUUAUCUUUAGAAAAUAAUAAGCUAACUGCUCUUGAAAAUGAAAAAGUUUUCGAAGGAUUACAAAGUCUUACAUCACUAAGUUUGAAAGACAAUGAAAUAAAAAAUAUUUCACAAGAAGUUAUUUUACCUAUAUUAAGCAAUUUUUAUGGAAAAACUUCUUUAUUAAAUAUAGACGGAAAUACAUUGGAUUGCAACUGUCAGAUCGAUGUUUUUAAGCCAAUAAUAAAUAAAACUCAAAAUGUGCGCUUAAGCAUUGAUAUUCAAAAUUUGCAAUGUCGUCCAAAUGAUGAAAUCAAACGUAAAUGGGAUAAAUUACAAGAAAUCGCGAAAAAUUCGGGACAAAUUUUCGAUGACGCCGAACCGCAAGGAGAGAGUGCUGCUUACGAAUAUUAUGAUGAAACCGAAUUGAACGGUACUUUAUUUUAUUUUGAUAUGAGAACAAUCUUGAAUUGUUCCGGCGAAGACACAACGACACCUAAUGUACCUGAAACUAGUUUUACACCAGCCGCUACAAGCAAAUUAUCUUCUAUUAAUAAUGUAUUUACCAAAACAACUACUAGUCCUAUUUUGAACUUUGCAUCAACAACAAUUAAACCUAUCGCAAAGAAACAUCUACCUAUUGAGGUGAACAGCAAAGAUACACUAGACUUAUCUGCUGCUGAGACUACGACUGAAUCUCUUAAAAUAAAAGAUAGAAAUAUUCAUACUGAUGACAAUAACAUAGUAGAUAUUGACAGUAUUAAAAUAGCAGGACAAAAAUCGGAACAUGAUGAUAAACACGAGACCAGAAAUGAUAAAAAGGAAAAUGUAUAUACAACAACUCGCCUUGCUACUGUGUCAGCGAAACCCAUAGAAAAUAAACAAUAUGAGGACAUGGCUUCCGAUGAGGCUAAACCAGAUAGGUUAAAAUCACAUAGAAGUAUUGAAGAACCAAGUGAAGAUCCAUCUAAGUUCAAUAAUAACAAUGCACAUAAACAAGACAUUUAUAUGAUGUUUCUAGUAUCAAUAAUAUUUAAUUUAGGAUUAUUUUUGUAACUAGACAUUAAUAUUUUUAAGUCAUAGAGUCUACUUCUCAAAUUAUCUCACAGUCAGUAAAAUAAAUAAGUUAAGAUCAUAUUUGACUAUUUUGAUUCAAUUAAAAUGAUAAGUAAUUG